UCAUCCUAUGCCGGUGAUAGACCAAAUCCUGGCCCGUAUCGGAAAUGGUGCAGUAUGGAAGUUGUCAGAGGUCGGAGGAGUUCUACUACGAGGAGAUCGUGUCGUAGUUCCUGAUAGUUUGCGUCAACGGGUCCUGAACAUAGCGCAUGAAGGGCACCAGGGUGUGCGUAUGAUGAAGUCAUACCUUCGAUCUGCCGUUUGGUGGCCCAAACUAGAUGCAGAUUCGGAAAAAUUCGUGAAAAACUGCCGUGGAUGUAUCUUGGUGUCCACUCCUGAUGUUCCGGAACCUAUGCUCCGUAGGUCGCUUCCUACUGGACCUUGGCAAGAUAUAGCUAUUGACUUUCUUGGUCCACUACCUGGUGGUCAGCAUUUACUGGUGAUUGUGGACUGCUACAGCAGAUACCUAGAAGUCUGCGAAAUGAACUGUAUCGAUGCUAUGGAGACCAUUGGCCGUUUAAGGGCAAUAUUUGGUAGAUUCGGAAUACCAUCCUUGAUCAAAGCAGAUAACGGUCCACAAUUCACCAGUGAGGAGUUCAGGGAAUUUUGCAGUGCCUACGGAAUACAGCUGGUGAACACGAUUCCGUAUUGGCCACAGAUGAACGGUCAAGUCGAACGGCAAAACCGUUCAAUUUUAAAACGGCUACGUAUUGCGCAGGAGCUUGGCAAAGAUUGGCAAAAAGAGCUACACGAGUUCCUUCUCGUAUAUCAUGCGACCAACCAUGCAACGACUGGUGAUGCACCUUCGAAGCUGAUGUUCGGACGUCGAAUACAAAGCAAACUGCCCCAUGUUCCAGUUCACUUCGAUGACGAGGCAGUUCGCGAUUUCGAUACUCUGCAGAAAGAGAAGGGUAAGAACUAUUCCGAUAGGAAGCGUCGAGCUGCAUAUAGCGAAAUUCGAGUAGGUGACGCUGUCUUCGUAAAACGAAUGAAGAAGAACAACAAGUUGGAAGCAGAAUUCGCACCUGAGGAGUAUGAAGUGGUAAAAAAGUAUGGAGCAGAUGUUAUCGUCCGUUCACGGCUAACCGGUAAGGAGUUUCGUCGGAACACUGUGCAUCUGAAGAAAGUUCCGGUGGGACGGGAUGAAGGGCAGCUAUCUCCGGACAAGGAAAUUGAUGGGACUGUAGAAACCGGCAUGGAUGAGGAAUCAUCGAAUGAUCGUGGAGCCGUCCUUCCUCCGGAAAAUACAGUUCGCCGUCAACGUGAUCGGCAACAGCCGUCUAAAUUCAAAGAUUAUGUACCUUACUAGCUAUUUGAAAGUGUAGGAGGGGUUGUGGGGUUUGGGAGCACUGAAAGAGAUGUGAGAAGGAAGACGGGUUGCUCGAUUGAGCAACACACUACACGAUGGCUGCGAAGAGAAGA
Armigeres subalbatus is the source of this 1359-nucleotide messenger RNA. RefSeq lists its product as uncharacterized. Lineage: Eukaryota; Metazoa; Arthropoda; Insecta; Diptera; Culicidae. The record is from RefSeq and is a predicted model, not a curated record. Gene Ontology annotation, biological process: DNA integration. Bases 8 to 1246 code for a protein of 412 amino acids. Gene Ontology annotation, molecular function: nucleic acid binding. The transcript is spliced from 2 exons.